Sphaerulina musiva SO2202 is the source of this 1986-nucleotide messenger RNA. Its product is annotated as glycoside hydrolase family 13 protein. Gene Ontology annotation, molecular function: alpha-amylase activity. The transcript has 10 exons. The record is from RefSeq and is a predicted model, not a curated record. NCBI's taxonomy places the organism in Eukaryota, Fungi, Ascomycota, Dothideomycetes, Mycosphaerellales, Mycosphaerellaceae. Gene Ontology annotation, biological process: oligosaccharide catabolic process. The coding region runs from base 81 to 1862 and encodes 593 amino acids.
CCCAGCUACUCACCUGCUACUACUACAACUUCCCGUGAGAAGAAGAUUGUACAGUAUUGUCAUCCAUACAGCACCACAUCAUGGCGGUUUCAACACGUGAUGAGCACAAAUGGUGGAAAGAGGCCGUGGUCUACCAGAUCUAUCCCGCCUCAUUCAAGUCCACGGGAGCCGGAGACACGCCCGGAUGGGGAGACAUUCGAGGCAUCACGUCCAAACUGGACUAUCUGAAGGAUCUUGGUGUCGACAUUGUAUGGACUUCGCCCAUGUACAAGAGUCCCCAGGUCGAUAUGGGAUACGACAUUGCGGACUACGAAGACAUGGACCCCAAGUACGGCACGCUCGCUGACAUUGAUGAGCUCAUUGCCGGCUUGAAAGAUCGAGGCAUGAAACUGAUGAUGGAUCUCGUUGUCAACCAUACAUCGGAUCAACAUGCAUGGUUCCUGGAUGCUCGAUCGUCCAAAUCAAGCACCCAUCGAGACUGGUACAUUUGGAAACCGGCACGCUACGAUAAAGAUGGCAAGCGACAGCCGCCCAACAACUGGGCCCAAAUUCUCGGAGAGGCGAACUCGGCAUGGACAUGGGACGAAAAAACGCAGGAAUAUUUCCUCUCGCUCUUCACGCCAGAACAGCCGGAUCUCAACUGGGAAAAUCCCGACGUCCGAGCCGCUGUUCACAAUGUGCUGCGCUUUUGGCUCGAUAGAGGCGCCAGUGGCUUUCGAAUGGAUGUCAUCAAUCUCAUCAGCAAGGUCCAGACCUUUCCCGAUGCCGAGAUAUUCGAUGCAAACGCCAAAUAUCAACCGGGUAACAAGUUCUUUGCGAAUGGACCAAGGCUCCACGAAUUCUUGCGAGAAAUGAACGACAAGGUUCUAUCCAAGUACGAUACCAUCACCGUGGGCGAGAUGCCAUUCGUACAAGAUGAAGACGAAGUGUUGAGAGUCGUCGCGCGAGAGCGCAAGGAGUUGAACAUGAUCUUCAUCUUCGAAUUGGUGGACCUCUCCAAUGCCGUGGGCGCGCCCAGACUCUCGCUGCGUCCCUGGAAAGUGAAGGAACUGCGGAACGUUGUCUCGAAAUGGCAGAAAGCGAUGCGCGAAAGAGGGGGAUGGAACAGUAUAUUCGACUCGAAUCACGAUAACCCGCGGCCGGUGUCGCAGUUCACAGACGACUCUGAUCAAUACCGCGAGCUGAGCGCGAAGCUCCUGGCAAUGAUGGAGACGACAUUGAGCGGCACACUUUACGUGUAUCAAGGCGAAGAGCUUGGGAUGAUCAAUGUUCCCCCGGAUUGGGCGCCGUCAGAGUACAAGGACAUUGAGUCCCAGAACUACUGGAAGAAAAUGAAUGAUCUGUAUCCGGGUGACGAGGAGAAGCUUCGUUAUGCACGAGAGGUGUUGCAGAAGAAGGCCCGCGAUCAUGCACGAACUCCCGUGCAGUGGAGCGACGAGCCGAACGCUGGUUUCUGCGAGGCCAACGUGACACCUUGGAUGCGCAUCCACGACAAUUACAAGAGUGUCAAUGCAGCAGCCCAGCUCCACAGCACAGGCGAUGAGCUGUCUGUGUUCCAUUUCUGGCAACGUGGUCUCGCGAACCGAAAGAAGCACAAGAAAGCCUUCGUCUAUGGAUCCUACGAGAGCCUCGACGAGAGCGACAACAGCGUCUUUGCUUAUAAGCGAUCCGAUGGUGCCCAAGAGGCCUUUGUAGUGGUACUCAACUUUUCGGGAGAGACGAUUGAGUGGAAUGUGCCCAAAGCAGUGACUGUUCACAAAUGGGUCACGAGCAACUACACAGGCGAUGUUCCCCAGGAGAGUAGUUCGGGCAAAGUCAGCUUGAGAGCUUGGGAGGCUCUGCUCGGAACUGCCGCGCCUUGAAGAUGUUCGCAUGAUGUGGUUCGAGUCGUUUUCCGAAAGAGUACAACUUUCAUCAAGACCGGGAAAGAAGAAGUAGAAGAAGAUAAUAAUAAGAACGAAUAACCCGGUUACAGGUUAGUUAGAC